Fragaria vesca subsp. vesca is the source of this 1283-nucleotide messenger RNA. RefSeq names its product methyltransferase-like protein 13-like. NCBI's taxonomy places the organism in Eukaryota, Viridiplantae, Streptophyta, Magnoliopsida, Rosales, Rosaceae. The record is from RefSeq and is a predicted model, not a curated record. Bases 46 to 804 code for a protein of 252 amino acids. Gene Ontology annotation, molecular function: S-adenosylmethionine-dependent methyltransferase activity. The transcript has 8 exons.
ACCGCCGUGAGUUGAAUCAAAUCAGCAGAAGCAGAAGCAGAAAAGAUGAUGAGGGACGUAUCGAGCUGCAACACGUACGAUUACGGAGACGCCAAUUACUGGGACGCCCGUUACGUCCAAGAAGGCGACUCCUUAUUCGACUGGUACCAACGCUACUCUGCUCUCCGCCCUUUUAUCCGCAACUUCAUCCCCGACACCUCCUCCCCUGUUCUCGUCGUCGGCUGCGGCAAUGCCGUGAUGUCCGAGGACAUGGCCAAGGAUGGAUAUCAAGACAUUAUGAACAUUGACAUCUCUUCUGUGGCUAUCAACCUCAUGAAAACCCGAAACCAGCACAUUCCUCAGUUGAAAUACAAGCAAAUGGAUGUGAGGGAUAUGAGCUUCUUCCCAGAUGAGUCCUUCGACGGUAUCGUUGAUAAAGGAACCCUUGAUUCAUUGAUGUGUGGCAAUGAUGCUCCGAUUAGUGCUGCCCAAAUGCUAGGGGAAGUGAAUAGGCUUCUCAAACCUGGAGGGGUCUAUAUUUUGAUAACUUAUGGUGACCCUAAAGUUAGAAUGCCUCAUUUGAGUCGGCCGGUGUACGAUUGGAACACCGUUCUGUAUAUCCAACCCAGACCUGGAUUCCAGAGGCCUGAAGGCUGCAGUUCCUCAAAAAAGUCAUAUUUGGAACCUGUUCCUGUCACUCAAAAUGGAUCCCUUCCAGCUGAAUUUGUGAUGGAAGAUCCAUAUUCCCACUUCAUAUACGUGUGUAAAAAGAAGGAUGCCACGGAAUUACUUGCAUUAUAUAGAUUGAGACUUGAUGAUUUGUAGUGAUCACUUCGAGUCUGAUGGUGCUCGUGCUUAGGAUACUAGCUUCAACAGGCAUCGUUGCCGUUUAUGUGUUUGCUACAACAGGCAUCGUUGCCGUUUAUGUGUUUGCUACCAAGGCUAUUAUCAUCCUUGGGUGUCUGUAACAUAGAAAUGAUUCUAUGUAAUGAGUCUGCCAGCAUUCAAGCAUGCAAGUCCAGAAAAACAAAUAAAAGGAACAGUAAUUCAGAGACCCUAUACGAACAUUAUUUUGCCGUUCGCUGAAUAAGCUCUUCUUGAGUACAUUACUUGAAUAACUCUCAUGUUUGUAGCAGUGCAAUUCAUCGACUGCAAUCUGUAGGUCGAUAAGAAUUUUGUAUUGCUGAGCCGCAAGUACAACCAUUAUUUAUCCGUGACUUCUCACAUACAGAUGGGAGACCGUCAUAUACUAUAUACUAAUUUCCAGUUGGGGAAAGUACUUUUCAUUGCUACAGUACCUGAUC